Messenger RNA from Coffea eugenioides, 2221 nucleotides. Its product is annotated as peptidyl-prolyl cis-trans isomerase FKBP62-like. The record is from RefSeq and is a predicted model, not a curated record. Lineage: Eukaryota; Viridiplantae; Streptophyta; Magnoliopsida; Gentianales; Rubiaceae. Gene Ontology annotation, cellular component: cytoplasm. The transcript is spliced from 13 exons. Gene Ontology annotation, molecular function: peptidyl-prolyl cis-trans isomerase activity; protein binding. The coding region runs from base 214 to 1941 and encodes 575 amino acids. Gene Ontology annotation, biological process: protein peptidyl-prolyl isomerization.
GCUAGUUACCUGCUAAACCCUUAUAGAAGACUCCAGAACCCAAGGCUCUUUUAGCUCUCGUCUUUUUAUUCUCCGUUAGCACGCCAUUCGAAGAGCCUCUCCCCAAGUAAUUUAGCUCAAACAGUCUGAUUCGUUAGAUACAUUCUUCUUUUUUCGUGCGAGAAUAAAAAGUAAAAUACUCCAGGGGUUUACAAUUUUAUUUAGGGUUGAGACAUGGAUGAGGAUUUUGAUAUGCCGUCGGCCGAGGGGAUGGGCAUGGGGAUGGAUGACAUGGAUCUGCCGGAGGAUAAUUCGUUGAAAGUUGGAGAGGAGAAGGAGAUCGGAAAGGAAGGGUUGAAGAAGAAGCUUGUUAAAGAGGGUGAAGGCUGGGAUACACCUGAAAACGGCGACGAAGUAGAAGUUCAUUACACUGGCACUCUAUUGGAUGGGACGAAGUUUGAUUCCAGCCGUGAUAGGGGCACACCGUUCAAGUUCCCCCUCGGUCAAGGACAAGUGAUUAAGGGAUGGGAUCAAGGUAUUAAGACAAUGAAAAAGGGCGAAAAUGCUGUUUUCACUAUACCACCUGAGCUCGCCUAUGGUGAGUCUGGCUCGCCUCCAACCAUUCCUCCAAAUGCCACUCUCCAGUUCGAUGUUGAAUUACUUUCCUGGGUAAGUGUCAAGGACAUCUGCAAGGAUGGAGGAAUAUUCAAGAAGAUCCUUGCUGAGGGAGAAAAAUGGGAACAUCCCAAGGAUCUUGAUGAGGUUUUAGUUAAGUAUGAAGCUCGAUUGGAAGAUGGGACAAUAGUUGCAAAAUCAGUUGUAGUGGAGUUCGCUGUUCAAGAAGGUCACUUCUGUCCUGCUCUUGCCAAGGCUGUGAAGACAAUGAAGAAGGGAGAAAAGGUCCUCCUGACAGUGAAACCACAAUAUGGAUUUGGUGAGAAGGGCAAGCCCGCUUCUGGUGAUCAAGGUGCUGUCCCAGCAAAUGCUACAUUGAAUAUCAAUUUGGAGCUAGUAUCAUGGAAGACUGUCUCUAAUGUAACGGAUGACAAGAAAGUCAUCAAAAAGAUCUUGAAAGAAGGAGAGGGUUAUGAGAAGCCCAAUGAGGGAGCUGUGGUCAAAUUGAAACUUGUUGGGAAACUGCAAGACGGCACCGUUUUUGUCAAGAAGGGUUAUGGUGAUGAUGAAGAUGACCUCCUGGAAUUUAAAACAGAUGAAGAACAAGUUAAUGAGGGUUUGGACAAGGCUGUGAUGGCAAUGAAAAAGGGUGAAGUUGCUUUGUUGACCAUUGCACCUGAGUAUGCCUUUGGUUCAACCGAGUCACAGCAGGAGUUGGCUGUUGUUCCUCCAAAUUCAACAGUACAGUAUGAAGCCGAGCUGGUUUCUUUUGUCAAAGAGAAGGAAUCUUGGGAUAUGAACACCCAGGAAAAGAUUGAAGCUGCUGGCAAAAAGAAGGAAGAAGGUAAUGCACUAUUUAAGGCUGGGAAAUAUGCGAGGGCUUCAAAGAGAUAUGAGAAGGCUGCAAAAUACAUAGAAUACGAUACUACUUUUAAUGAGGAGGAGAAAAAGCAGUCCAAAGUGUCGAAAAUUUCUUGCAAUCUGAACAAUGCUGCAUGCAAGCUGAAACUGAAGGAUUACAAGCAAGCAGAAAAGCUCUGUUCUAAGGUGUUGGAACUUGAAAGUUCAAAUGUUAAAGCGCUUUAUCGGAGAGGCCAAGCUUACAUGAACCUGGCCGACCUGGAUCUUGCUGAGCUUGAUAUUAAGAAAGCACUUGAAAUUGAUCCUAACAACAGGGAUGUGAAGCUCGAGUACAAAGCCUUGAAGGAAAAGGUGAAGGAGUACAACAAAAAAGACGCCAAAUUUUAUGGAAACAUGUUUGCCAAGUUGAAUAAGUUGGAGUCAGUUGACUUAAAUAAAACCGCUCCCAAGGAUGCAGAACCAAUCAGCAUUGACAGCCAGGCUUGAAUUUGAGAAUAAAAGUCAAAAGUAGCUGACAUUUUACAAGUAUUGGUUGCCGGGCCUUCUCUCUUUUUUUUUUUUCUUUUUCCGGGAAAAAGUAUGAAUGUGAGGCUAUCUGGUCUUUGGCAUGGAUGAAUGCUUUGAACCGUCUCCAGAUUAAUUGCUGAUAUUAACGCUAGUGUUGAAAAAUGAUUGAUGUUGAAACUUUUAUAUCUGGGUUUCUUCUCAUGUUUCCUCGAAAUGUCUAAUGAAGAAAAAUGGAUGAUCCGAAUACUUCCCCUCUACC